AUGAUCUUAGAACGCAUAGUACCUCAAUCUUUCAGCGCAGCUGUGCUAUGGCUUAUCGGGGUUAUCUUGACCCGUCUUAUAUACAAUAAAUACGGACAUGGUCUGAAUCAUGUACCUGGCCCUUGGCUUGCUGGCUUUACAGAUCUAUGGAGGCUUCUCGUCGUUCGUGGUCGUCGAGCACAAGAAGUACAUAUCGAGCUACACAAGAAGUACGGGCCUGCUGUCAGAUUGGGCCCUCGAGCAGUAUCUAUUGCAGAUACAGACGCCUUGAAGGUCAUUUACAGUCCGAGUGCAGGAUGGUCGAAGUCGAAGUUCUACCCGGUGCAGCAAGCUCUGGCUAAAGGAAAGAGACUCGAAACCAUGUUCAACACAGACAACGACAGAUAUCACGCCAGACUUCGAAGAUCAGUGUCUAAUGCCUAUGCAAUGAGCACCCUUGUCACAUUCGAACCCUUUGUCGAUUCAACAUCAGCCGAGUUCAUCAGACAGCUCAAGCUUCGUUUUUCCGACCAGACCGGCAAUGCAGGCAUUUGUGACUUUGGCGCGUGGCUCCAGUUCUACGCUUUUGAUGUGAUUGGAGAAUUGACGUUUUCCAAGCGACUGGGGUUUGUCGAGAAAGGUAUCGAUAUUGACAACAUUAUCCGGGAUCUAGAGGGUUUCUUAAAUUACGUGUCAUGGAUUGGCCAGAUCCCGUUCCUAGAUAACCUGUUCAUAAAGAACCCCAUCAAAAUUUGGCUAGUCAAAUAUGGGUUCCUUAACUCGAGUGCGCCAGUUGCCGAAUUUGCGAGAAAGCAUCUUGUCGAACGCCAGCAUGAGGAAGCAUCGGAUAUGCCAAAAGCUCUGAGGAGGGACUUCCUGAAUCGUUUCAAAGAGGCGCAUAACAAAGACCCCGACUUUAUCACUGAGCAACUUGUCCUGGCCCUGACAGUAGCUAAUAUGUUUGCGGGAUCUGACACAACCGGGAUUACACUGCGAGCUGUCUUCUACUACCUGCUGAAGGACCCUCCAAAGAUGGAAAGUCUUCUCAAAGAGCUCGCAGCCGAGAGCAAGGCCGGCCGGUUCUCGAGAGAUGACGGGCUUGUGCAAUGGGAGGAAGUAAGGGAUCUACCCUACCUGAGCGCUGUAAUCAACGAGGCCCUUCGCUGUCACCCUGCAGUUGGGCUGACUCUCGAGAGAAUAGUGCCUUCAGGUGGAGUUACACUUGGUGGACACUUUAUUCCUGGUGGAAGUAUCGCUGGUUGUUCCCCAUGGGUUAUCCAUCAAGACACCGAGGUUUAUGGUGCCGAUGCCGCAGAGUUUCGCCCUGAACGCUGGAUCGAAGCAACACCGGAACAGCGAAAGAAGAUGAAUAGUUGUCUCUUAUCUUUUGGCGCUGGGGCUAGGACGUGUGUCGGCAAGAACAUAUCCUUAUUAGAGCUCUACAAACUUGUCCCAACUAUUCUACGGAUCUUUGAGCUUGAGCUGGUUAAUCCAGACACUCCAUGGAAGCUCCACAAUGCGUGGUUUGUACGGCAAAUGGGCUUUAAUGUGAGACUGAAAGAAAGAAAGACGAUUCUUUAAAUCUUUAAUUUCAGGGCCUGAAACCUCCAGAUAAACUGGGUGAGUGAAGAGGGAAUACAGGGAAGGUCUGGUAUUACCAGAUGUAUGUUAAGAAUUAGGUAAACCAUAAGUACGCUUA
Molecule: messenger RNA, 1678 nt
Organism: Fusarium oxysporum Fo47
Lineage: Eukaryota; Fungi; Ascomycota; Sordariomycetes; Hypocreales; Nectriaceae
Product: cytochrome P450
Exons: 4
Coding region: 1-1560 (519 amino acids)
Molecular function (GO): oxidoreductase activity, acting on paired donors, with incorporation or reduction of molecular oxygen; iron ion binding; monooxygenase activity
Source: RefSeq, a predicted model, not a curated record